Molecule: messenger RNA, 1195 nt
Organism: Pararge aegeria (speckled wood butterfly)
Lineage: Eukaryota; Metazoa; Arthropoda; Insecta; Lepidoptera; Nymphalidae
Exons: 12
Coding region: 22-1170 (382 amino acids)
Source: RefSeq, a predicted model, not a curated record
CUAAACAUUUUUAAAAAUGAUAUGAAGAACAAAAUAAAGAAAUACUGCUGUCCGUCUGAUGUGUACAAUACCGAACAAAUUCCGAAAGAAAAUAAUAAGCCGAACCAAUCACUAGAAGCAAGAAGGCUUAACUUUUAUGCUCGCUCAGGAAAUCAAGAUUUUGGGACAAUUCCUGGUAUUCCCGAAGCAGUUUUUUCCUGUUCGGCAGAGAAAAAUAAAAAUGAUGUAUGUACCGAAUUGACAGAUGUCUCCAACUUCGUCAGCUCUUCUAAGACCAAAACAAGUACAAAUGCAAAUUCUUGGAGUUUUGACAAAGAAUGGAUGACCAAAACUUUAAAAUCGAUGAAUUUCAAAGAUAUUAAAAUAGCUAUAUCAGAACGGUUUCUACAUCUAAGAAUGAAAAAUCCACUACCGAUGAUGCGGGAACUGUAUUCCACGUUGCUAGAAGCUUCGUCUAAAGUGAUGAAAGGGAAACAAGAAAAUACACGCAAGGAAACAGAUGCUGAAGUGGAAGUUCUUACACAAACUUGUACAUGUGCUACACAAUAUAUACAGAUUAGUGACAAGACAUGCAGUUGUAUGAAAGUAGACAAAAACCUGAUAAAAGAAUUUGGUGAUACAGCAAAUAUAGAAGAGUACUCCACAGACAUAACCGAAUCCAGUGUAACGUUGAGCACAAUUUCCCUUACUGAUGAAACAAAAACAGAUACAACAGAAUGCAACAGGGUGGCAAUAGACUUCGAAGUUUCACCACGGCGUGGGAAGCCAAAGAGGAAUGUUAGAAAGAUCAAAGUAGAGUUUAUAACUAAAGCUAAUCAAGGAACAGCUACUGAUAAAGCUAAGUUAUGUGAUGUUAGCACAAUCACAAGUGAUUGGUGGAGUCCUUUGGUUGAUAGAAAACAUGGCAAGGUUCACUUGAGCAGUGGAGAAAUGUACAAAAGCAUAGAACACAGUGGACUUUACAGUGAUAGAUCGGUGUCUGCUGAUGGAAAGAUUGUCACUUUUAAGAGUCGAGCUCAAAUGAUUCCUCCUGAUAAAGGCGAUAUAUUAUCACCAUCGCGUUAUUUAUUAGAGUCACAGAAGUACUACAACGAAUUAUUUUCUCCGAAUUCUAACAUUCGUUCAUAUCCGAUGACUGGAAAGGAAAAACAAGGCCAACUAAAAGGUUAAAUAAAAAUCUUCCUCACGUUUGAAG